Morus notabilis is the source of this 3043-nucleotide messenger RNA. Its product is annotated as phosphatidylinositol 4-phosphate 5-kinase 9. Bases 397 to 2952 code for a protein of 851 amino acids. Lineage: Eukaryota; Viridiplantae; Streptophyta; Magnoliopsida; Rosales; Moraceae. The record is from RefSeq and is a predicted model, not a curated record. Gene Ontology annotation, biological process: phosphatidylinositol metabolic process. Gene Ontology annotation, molecular function: ATP binding; 1-phosphatidylinositol-4-phosphate 5-kinase activity. The transcript has 10 exons.
AUUUAUCAUGUUUGGCUCGAGAGAAAAGAAGAGAGAGAGAGAGAGAGAAAAAGAGUAGUAUUGUGUGAACUGUGAAGCUGAAGUUGGGAUUCGCAACAUUUCGUCACAUCGAAAAGAUUGAUCUUUCUGAAAGCGAAACGAAGAAGAAAGAAAAAAAGCUCCGAAAAGCGAAAUCGAACAAGAAAACUAUCAAGUUUCUUUCUCUGAAAAAGCCGUAUUUAGAGCUCAAAAGCUUUGUUCGUUUUGGGAAUCGGAACUAAGAAAGUCAACGAAAGAAUCAAAAUUCAAAGGAGGAGGUUCAGUUUGUACAGUCCAUGCUUUCUUGUCAUAUUGUCUGAGAGAAAUUUUGUACAAGUUAAUUGUUAUAUACGACCAGUAUUUUCUGUGACAUUAUGCAUGUCUGGCCCUGUGGCCAUUGGUGAUAAAGUGGAAGGAGCACUUACUUGUGCAGAGAGAACAAGAUCCCUUGAUGCUAUUUCAGAAAAGGAGAACGUUUUGACUUCAUCAAAUGGAGAAGUUGAUCAUACUUCUGAAGCGGCGGGGUUUAGGGCCGGGGAACUAUUACUUUCCAAUGGCGAAUCCUACUCUGGAUCACUGCUUGGCAACAUCCCCGAGGGCAGAGGGAAGUAUGUUUGGUCAGAUGGUUGUGUAUAUGAGGGUGAGUGGAGAAGGGGGAUGAGACAUGGGAAUGGAAGGAUUCAAUGGCCUUCUGGUGCGUUUUAUGAGGGCGAAUUUUCUGGUGGUUAUAUACAUGGUACAGGGACUUAUAUUGGUUCGGAUAAGAUAACAUACAAGGGAAGAUGGAGGUUAAGUCUCAAGCAUGGUUUGGGAUAUCAGGUUUAUCCUAAUGGAGAUGUUUCUGAAGGGUCUUGGAUUCAGGGAACACCAGAAGGGCCUGGUAAGUAUACAUGGGCUAACGGAAAUGUUUAUCUAGGAAACAUGAAAGGGGGGAAGAUGUCAGGGAAAGGAACUCUUACUUGGAUUAGUGGGGAUUCAUUUGAAGGAAGCUGGUUGAAUGGCAUGAUGCAUGGAUUUGGAGUAUAUACUUGGAGCGAUGGGGGCUUCUAUGUUGGAACUUGGACAAGGGGUUUGAAGGAUGGAAAAGGCUCUUUUUAUCCGCAAGGCAGCUGGCUUCCAGCUGGGCAAGAACUUUACCUCAAUGCUUUGAGGAAAAGAGGGCUAUUGCCAGAUCUGAGAAAGCAGAAUAAUGGGCAUAUCCACCAUGCUGCUUCAGUAGAUAUGGGAAACACCAAAGUUGUGGAUAGCCAUGGAUCUCGUCGUAAUACAUCCGAUAGGCUUUCUAAAAGAAACCUAUUGAAUUUGGAGCAAUCUCGUGGCAGAAAUGUUUCCUUGGAAAGGCGCUGGAGUCUUGAGGUAUCAAUAGAAAAACUUAUUGGCAAUAAUUCAUCAUUAGGCAUAUCCGAACCCAUCUCAGAAGGCGGAGAUAAAGAUGCUGGCACAAACAUACCAAUCUUGGAACGAGAAUAUAUGCAAGGUGUCUUAAUUAGUGAGCUAGUGCUAACCAGUAGUUUUUCACGGACAUCUAGAAGGGCAAAAAGGCGACACAAGAAACUGGCAAAGGAGGUAAAGAAACCUGGUGAAGCGAUCAUUAAAGGACAUAGGAGUUAUGAUCUAAUGCUUAGUUUGCAGCUUGGUAUCAGAUAUACUGUUGGAAAAAUUACGCCUAUACAAAGGCGGGAAGUUCGGGCAUCAGAUUUUGGUCCCCGUGCAAGUUUUUGGAUGAAUUUUCCUAAAGAGGGCUCCCAAUUGACUCCACCUCAUCAAUCUGAAGAUUUCAAGUGGAAAGACUAUUGUCCUAUGGUCUUCAGGAAUUUGAGGGAGAUGUUCAAGAUUGAUGCUGCCGACUACAUGAUGUCUAUUUGUGGAAAUGAUGCUCUUAGAGAACUUUCUUCUCCAGGGAAAAGUGGUAGUGUGUUUUUCCUGUCUCAAGACGAUCGCUUCAUGAUUAAAACGCUUCGGAAAUCUGAAGUGAAGGUCCUCCUACGGAUGCUUCCAGAUUAUCAUCAUCAUGUAAGAUCAUACGAGAAUACACUGAUUACAAAGUUCUUUGGUCUUCACAGAAUCAAACCUUCAAGUGGUCAAAAGUUUCGUUUUGUAGUGAUGGGAAACAUGUUUUGCACAGAAUUAAGGAUUCAUAGAAGGUUUGAUCUAAAAGGUUCAUCACUAGGGCGUUCCGCGGACAAGGUUGAAAUAGAUGAAAACACGACAUUAAAGGAUUUGGAUUUAAACUACUGCUUUUAUCUGGAACCAUCUUGGAGAGAGGCUUUACUGAAGCAGAUUGAGAUUGACAGAAAAUUUUUGGAAGCCCAACACAUUAUGGACUACAGCCUUCUGCUAGGUGUGCACUAUCGCGCUCCCCAACACCUAUGGCCUCUAAUGUCCUACAGGGGAAGCAGACGAGCAGACGGAUUGGGAAUGGUUGCAGAGGAAGGUUUCAGUUUCUUGUUGUUGACCAACACAGAUUUUGCUGAUGAUGUCCAAAUUACAGAGACUUUGGAGGAUCAUAUCUCCAACUAUCCACAGGGCCUUGUUUUAGUUCCUCGUGGAGAAGAUGAUAACAGUGUGGUUGUUGGUCCGCACAUCAGAGGUAGUCGAUUGCGAGCAUCAGCUGCUGGCGAUGAGGAAGUGGAUCUCCUCCUACCUGGUACAGCAAGACUCCAAAUCCAGCUCGGUGUGAAUAUGCCGGCGAGGGCGGAGCAGGUUCUGGGGAAACAGGAAGAGAAGAUGUUCAAUCAGGUGUAUGACGUGGUUUUGUAUUUGGGUAUCAUUGAUAUAUUGCAAGAUUACAACAUGAGUAAGAAGAUUGAACAUGCAUACAAAUCUUUUCAGUUUGAUUCUUUGUCAAUCUCUGCCGUGGACCCCACAUUCUAUUCCCAUCGCUUCUUAGAAUUCAUUAAGAAGGUUUUCCCUUCGACUGAUGUAACAAGUUAGAAGAAUUUGUUAUUGUAAUAUAUACCAUGCCUCUUUUGUGAGUUUUUGUUUUUAUAAAGUCCACCUGUUUGCUUGCUACGAAAUUGCAAAA